ACUCAUUUAAGCGGCUGCUUUUAAAAAUUGUGACUGCAUAAUGUGUUUACGUUCCCUGAGUGCACACAAACUACUCAUAAGUUUCGCGGGAGAUUUUUACUUGACAGCUUUUGAAUAAAAUUUGAAGGUUCAGUAAAUAUGGUUUUUAACUUUUAGUUUGCCUGCUGUCAAAAUAAAAAGAUGUUCAAUAAAUAUUCGAUAUUUUCUAUUUGGUGGAUAAAUGCUAAGUGACAAAAGACAUUUGGACGAUGUAUUUCAAAAUUCAUUUGGAUCAUACCCAAAAUAUGGUAUCCUUAAGGCAAUUUCUAGCUUUGGAAAGCUGGUAAAACCUUCUAUUCAGACUAAAUACGAAUACGUUAUGGAAUAACAAUGUCCAGUGAUAAGAAUCAUUUCAAAAUCUCCAAAUGUGUCAACUACAGAACAAACAACAAAAAUACCGGUAAUGAUUGGGGAGGAGAAUUGUUGAGGGUGAAUGAGCAAGUUUCGAAGAAUAGGUACCAGUCCACAUUCCCUGAAUUAACGAUACAUAAACGAUCUAUGGAUAACUAUGAUGAUUCCUCAGCAGAAAACAGGUUAACGCUCGAUGGAAGUACACUUGAUGUGGCUGAGGAUUCCGGGAGUAGCUCUUUUUCAUCAUCGUCUUCUGAUAUAAUGAGCUCUAGUGUGAUAGAAGGUAAAUGCUGUGAAGAACAUCUGUCAUUAACAAAGGAAAUGGCUGUAAGACUUUUGAAAGAGUACGUCAAAAACCUCAAGGACUUUUCCGCUAUGAUGAGGGAGAGGCAAUCCACAACUGUUAGGGACAUUUCCACUUCUCCGAUACAUUCUCCUACGUUAGACAGUAGUGAUAAGCACAACUGUACCAAGAAGAGAGACUUACAGAAUAUUGACAAUACAUCUUUUAGGCAAAGACCAUCAUCUGUCUUUGGGAUGAGCAACCUGUACCAUAGUGCGUAUGUUAAUGAUCAGCAGUUUCGACCUCAUACGCCAACGAGUAUAGAAAGUUCUACAGAUCGCAUUAUUGAUAUACCUCUCGCUUCCACAAAAAAACACUUUUUUCCUGUGUCACGUUUAUUGAAUGCUGACACUUAUUCAUACAGGCCAAAUAUAUCUAAAACAAUGACCUCAGAUAAGUUUUAUUCCACGGUGGCGAAGAAACAACCCACAUUCACGAAUUAUGACAUAGAUUCAGACGAUUCUGGUCAACGCACACCUAUAAAUUCGGAACCGCGUUUACAUAAUCCAGUUUUACGGUCAGAAAAACAUUAUCAGCUUGAAAAGGAUUGUGGAUUUCCAGUUCCAAUACUUUUGUCUACUCAACCACUUUUGCAGACGACAGAUAAUGAGGAAGCUUUUGGGGUUCUUAAGCAACAUAGUCAAGAAAAAUCAGGGAAAAUAACUAUGUUACCACCCCAGCCAGAGAUAAUAAGAAGCGAAAGACUACACAAACCCAAUAUUUUAAUUUUGGAGGACAAACCAGAUCAGGAGUUUAGUAACAACGAAAUGCAAGCUGAGACAACUCUUUGGUCACCCAAAAAUUCAACUCAUGUGCGCGCAUCUUCUGAUACCUCAAAAAUCGAUAGUUUGAGAAGAAAAUCACCUAGUCCAUCUUACCCAAGUCCAAAUAUUUCUUCAGAAAAUUCGGUACGACCGAGUCCACCUAUACCAACUUAUCAUUCUAGUCCUACACCACAAAUGAAGCUAUACCACUCUGGAACACUAAGGUCAAGUUCUGUACACAGAAUGCCAUCAAACUCACAGACAGAAACUUUGUGGAUAAGCAGUUCGAAUGAUAUACAACAAAAUAAAUCGCACAGGAGUUUGGUUAAAAGUUUAUCGGGCACACCUUUAAGUGGAAUAUCAAGUAACUUGGAUUCUGUUUCACCUGAUAUUGCUUCUUCAUUUUCACAAGUCGGUCAUUCUGAUGAUUCUAUUAAUCAUUUGACAGUUAAUUCAAAGCAAACGACAAGAAAUGAAGGUAACAAACCUAGUCCUAAUGACAGCAGGAGUGUCUUGAAAGAUUUUAAACAGUCCUCAGAUUGGUCAAAUACUUUAUGUUCCCAAAAAAAUGACAUCACGUUCGCAGAUUGUAGCAUGCCAUCUUUUUUGUCUCCUCUACAACAUACGAGUACUCAUGUAACCAGGAUUAAUCAGCAGCCACGUUGGUCACUGAACCCAAGAAAUCCCGUAAACAUCAAUUUGAACGCUGAACAAAAUGGAUCGUUGAAUUAUAAUGGUCAGUCAUCUGACAAAACGCAUUCUGAAUCAGCAGCACCAUCGGUUUCGAUACUUGGUGAAUAUCCAGUUACAAAUAAAAGCAACAGAAAUGAGCCUAUUCGAAGGAUAGAGGAAAUCUCAACACCAAGUAGAAGAACACGAGCAUGUUCUGUAAUUGAAGACGCAUUGUUAUCUUCCAGCAGACUACCUCGCAAAUAUGAAUUUCAGUUGGCUUCAGAUCAGGUUUCACCUAACACACUGCCACAAGUUUAUACCACGAAAAAAAAUCACGAUAUCACUUCUCAGCCUACCAGUGACAAUUCCUAUCCAAAUAAAUCUGAUAUAUCAACUCAGACAGAUGAUUUUUAUUUUAAUUCAUGGACAGCUGAAAGCCUGGAUUCUCCAAAUUGCAAGGAACCAGAGGCUUCAAUCGAAGCAGAACUAUCCUCAUCGGAAAAUGAACCAAGCCUUCAAACUUGGCCUCUUUCUCUGCAAAGUAUUGUGAGACCAGUUGAUCCGGAAAGUAUUUCACCUGAUUCAAUCGAAAAUAAUCAUUUAAGCAGUGUCAAUAUGCAAAUUCAAACAGGGAAAUCAAGUUGCAUGUUAAUACCAACAAAAGACAAUGAAUACAAAAUUCAGCCGAGUCUAGCUUACCAGAAGGAGCCUUGGCGUCGUCAUUCUCUUCGUGUCACACCUUCAGAACCUGCUUUCCCGUCAGCUACGCAGAGAAUAGUGGAUAAUGUAAGCGAAAAGCCACCGCAGAGACUUCCUUCAUCUCGCAAACCACGAACAACCUCAAGACUUAGCGUUGGAAAUCCAAAUGAAGUUGAUGCUCCAAGAUGUCGAAGUGUACAUUUUUCAAGUGAUGUUUUAGUGGCACAUACAGGUUCGGGACCAGAACCUUUGCUUUUAUCUUCAGCACCUUUAAAAGAAUCAGCUUCCGAUGAUGACGAUUUACACGUUUCUAACAUAUUUGAGAAAAAACCGAGUCAUUUAACCAGACUGUCAAUUGACUGUGGUCAAGAUGUACAAUCUUUUUUGAAGCCUUUGAAUACACGUACAAGGAUAAGUAAACCUACAGCUCCACUACCAUAUCGUCGGCAAUUUGCUUUUAACACUGAAAAUAAUUUCGACUUCUGAACAAAAGGACAAGAUCAUUAAUGCAUUAUGAGAAGGCAUUUACAUCUGCUAAGUAUCGAGAAUGAAUGGACUUUCUUCUUAUAUAUGUAACUAAUCAAGGACUUACAUUUCUUCUCCAUUUAACUUUUAUAGUGGUAUUUUUAUUAUCUCAACGUGUGCCUUGAUCAACAAUAAUUUUAAUUUUAGGAAAAUCACUAAGUAGAUGAGUGCAUUUCAAAAGAAGGUGAAUGUGCUUUUCGUAUCUAUGGAACUACUCAAAAGUUUCUUUCUACAUUAAAGUUUUCUUUUUGUUUCGAUUUUCUAAAAUAACAAUUAGUUUAUUGUCUGUUCAACUGUUCAUUCACUUGACUUUAUUAACAUGUAUGUACACGUUAGUAGACAAUGAAAUGAUGUUAUGAAGGUCAGCUUCUAGGCAAUGUGUCAUGGCUUCACACUUCUGCAUAUUUCAGUCCAGCUGAUUAGUAGAAUGAUUGAGUGUUCAUAUUACGAUUGUAGUUUACAGUUUAGCAUUCGAAGUUGUACGGAGUUUCUGAGCUGUGUUAUUUAUUUUAUCACUUACUAAGGACUAAUAACGCGUCAAAAUGCCCCAAUUUAUGCCGAAAGCAAACCUUUGGAGCAUUGGGCUUUACAUUCUACUGCAUACUACUAGUUAAUUAACGCAUAUUACUCUCAUCACAGUAAUACCGUUACGCAACACACAAGAAAUUCCUCUUUCUUUCAAUAAAUAUUUUCUUUUCAUAUGACUAGAUCACUCUUUCAUUUUUCCCCCUUUGUUUUGCAUCACAUAAAUUCAUUUUGAACGGUUUAUACAUUUAUUUAUUUUCAGCUUUCUUUUGCCUAACAACAUGUUUUAGUCGACUCGAGGCCUAUGAAAGAUUCAGAUUCUGAAAAAUGUAUUUAAUAAACGUUUUAUGCGUGAUUUUGCAGAAGAAAUUAGUUACAAAGUGAUGAUGAAUACGUUUUUUAUUGUUUUGUCCUACUUUCGUCUAUGAUGGAUAUAGUGAAAAGAAAAGUAGGUAACUGUUCAUUUGCAUAUGACUAAUCAUAGCAAUAGCUGGGAAUGAUUCAGAUGUUGACCACGCGUCUUAUGUUUUCUCAUCAUAUGACACUCCUUACAAAUAAUUGAAUUUCAUCCGUUUGUCUACUAGUCAGCUUGCGGUAUUUUUCGAUUAUUACUUGAAACAUACAUGAGGACCACAAAAUUUAAGUAGUAAGCAAGUAGAAAGAAAGUACUUUUGUGAGAUUAUUUGAGACCCCUAAAGAAUAAUAUAAGAACUUGUGAAGUUUGAUUUUACGCAAUCACGAAGAAAAUGAAUUUAUAACAUCUUCGAAACCUGUAUUUCUAACUGUAGUUUGUUGAUAUGCCGGCUUUUCCCUGUCUCGCACUCAAUAUCAGGACGCUGAUAUAAAGUGUUGAGAUAAAAUGAAAUGCUCACUAAUAAACCUCCAGAUAAGUUAG
Molecule: messenger RNA, 4813 nt
Organism: Heterobilharzia americana
Lineage: Eukaryota; Metazoa; Platyhelminthes; Trematoda; Strigeidida; Schistosomatidae
Source: the annotation of a GenBank genome assembly